Hirundo rustica (Barn swallow) is the source of this 4634-nucleotide messenger RNA. It is a transcript of the gene SLC26A9, whose product is annotated as solute carrier family 26 member 9. NCBI's taxonomy places the organism in Eukaryota, Metazoa, Chordata, Aves, Passeriformes, Hirundinidae. Gene Ontology annotation, molecular function: chloride transmembrane transporter activity; oxalate transmembrane transporter activity; sulfate transmembrane transporter activity. The transcript has 21 exons. The record is from RefSeq and is a predicted model, not a curated record. Bases 138 to 2555 code for a protein of 805 amino acids. Gene Ontology annotation, cellular component: membrane. Gene Ontology annotation, biological process: transmembrane transport.
AAGAGCCGCAGCAGCCCCUGGAGCUGGGAGAAGCCACUCCCAGGACCUGCCUCUCCGCCACGGGGAAACUAUUUAGGGUGGAGAAGCUCGGGGAGGGCUCCAGACGCUGGAGGUGUCCGCUCUCUUAUACCGCAGAGAUGAGCCAGGCCAGGCCUCGCUAUGCCAUCGAGCGUCCUGCCUACUCCGUCAGCCUCUUCGACGAGGAGUUUGAGAAGAAAACCAGAACUUACCCCGUCGGGGAGAAACUGAGAAACCUUUUCAGAUGUUCAGCUUCCAGGUUCAAGCUCACCCUCUUCCGCCUGUUCCCGAUCCUGGCGUGGCUCCCCAAGUACAAAAUCAAGGAUUACGUCCUGCCCGACGUCCUCGGCGGGCUCAGUGCGGGGACCAUCCAAGUGCCACAAGGGAUGGCCUUCGCCCUCCUGGCCAAUCUGCCUCCUGUCAACGGGCUCUACUCCUCCUUCUUCCCCCUGCUCCCCUACCUCUUCCUCGGGGGCAUCCAUCAGAUGGUGCCAGGGACCUUUGCUGUCAUCAGCAUUAUCGUCGGCAACGUCUGCAAUGAGCUGGCCCCGGAGUCGGACUUCCAGUACUUCAACCACACCAGCAACGAGACCAGCGUGAACACCACGGCCCUGGAGGCGGCCAGGCUGGAGAUCUCUGCCACCCUGGCCUGCCUGACAGCCGUCAUACAGCUGUGCCUGGGCUUCCUGCAGUUCGGCUUCGUGGCCAUCUACCUGUCCGAGUCCUUCAUCAGGGGCUUCAUGACGGCGGCGGGGCUGCAGAUCCUCAUCUCCGUGCUCAAGUACGUCUUCGGCUUGACAGUCCCGUCUUACACCGGGCCCUUAGCUAUCGUCUACACAUUCAUUGACAUCUGUAAAGGUCUGCCCCAAACCAACCUGGCCUCCCUGGUCUACGCCUUGGUCAGCGCUGCACUCCUGAUCCUUGUCAAGGAGCUCAACCUGAAGUACAUGAAGAAGAUCCGGAUGCCCAUCCCGAUGGAGAUCAUCAUCGUGAUCGUUGCCACCGCAAUCUCCGGCAGCUUCAACAUGCCCGACAAGUACGGGAUGCCAAUAGUGGGGAAGCUCAGCAUGGGGUUCCCCGAGCCCACCCUGCCCCUGGUGAGCAAGUGGAAGGACAUGGUGGGCACGGCUUUCUCGCUUGCCAUCGUGGGCUACGUGAUCAACCUGGCCAUGGGGAGGACGCUGGCGGCCAAGCACGGCUACAACGUGGACCCCAACCAGGAAAUGCUGGCCCUGGGCUGCAGCAACUUCUUCGGAUCCUUCUUCAAAAUCCACGUGAUCUGCUGUGCUCUCUCUGUCACCCUCGCCGUGGAUGGGGCAGGAGCGAAAUCCCAAGUGGCAAGUCUCUUUGUGGCUCUGGUGGUCAUGGUGACAAUGCUGUCCCUGGGAAUCUACCUGGAGCCUCUUCCAAAGUCCGUGCUGGGAGCCCUCAUCGCCGUCAACCUGAAGAACUCCCUGAAGCAGCUUGCUGACCCCUUCUACCUGUGGAAGAAGAGCAAGCUGGACUGCCUGGUCUGGCUCGUGAGCUUCCUCUCCGCUUUCUUCCUGAGCCUCCCCUACGGAGUGGCGGUGGGCGUGGGGUUCUCCGUGCUGGUCGUGGUUUUCCACACCCAGUUCCGCAACGGCUCUGCCCUGGGCCAGGUGACUUCCACUGACAUCUACAAGAACCCCAAAACCUACAACAAGGUCCACGAAGUUAAUGGGAUUAAAAUCAUCACCUACUGCUCGCCGCUGUAUUUCGCCAACUCGGAGAUAUUCCGGGAGAAAAUUAUAGCCAAGACAGGGGUGGAUCCUGGCAAGGUGUACUUGGCCAGGAGGAAAUUUGUGAAACAGCAGGCCAAGGGCACAGCACAAGCACCAGCAAAGCUCCCAAAAUUCCUGCUGAAGGAGAACAAGACCCUGUCUCUGCAAGAGCUCCAGAAGGACUUCGAGAGCGCCUCUCCAACAGACACCAACAACAACCAGACGACUGCUAACGGUGCCAGCAUCUCCUACAUCGCCUUCCGCCCUCCUGCCCUCGGCGCUGGGCCGGGGCAGAGCCCCGGGGAGCUGGGCAGCAGCACCCUGCAGGGCAGCACCUUCGGCGUCCUGCCCGCGGCGGACGCCGACCCCGUGCUGACCGCGCCGCCCUACGUCAGCUUCCACACCAUCAUCCUGGACAUGAGCGGGGUGUGCUUCGUGGACCUGAUGGGCACAAAAGCGCUCAGCAAGUUGUGUUCCAGUUACCAGAAGAUCGGGAUUAAAGUGUUCUUGGCAAAUGUGCAUGCCCAGGUGUACAACGACAUCAGCACAGGGGGAGUCUUUGAGGAAGGAGGCCUGGACCGAAGCCACAUCUUCCUGACCAUCCACGAUGCUGUUUUGUUUGCACUGGCCAGUAUCAGGGAAUUCGUCCACCCGCCCAUCUUGGAAGAGAGGCCGACGCAGACAGAGCUCUCCAUCUAUGAUGAGUCUGUGGACGAGAGCAGUGCAGAGUACAAGAACCUGGAGGAGGAGAUGUUUGGAAGCAUGUUCCACUCAGAGACCCAGACAGCUCUGUGAGCACAGCGAGCACCGUGCAAAGCCCUCCAGAGCAGACUCCUCUCUCCCACCCCUCCGUGGGGAGCUGUGCUUCUACCUGGGCAUACAACGGGUUUGCAAAGAGGCCACCACGCUCCAGAACUGCCAAAUCCUCCCUCCCCCCUGCUCUGCUCGUGGCACCGGGAGCACAGGACCCUGGAGCAGGCAGCAGGGGAAGCAGGAGCUCAGGAGAUGCCAUCCCACGGAUUGCAGCAGUGGAGCUGGGUCGGAGGCAGGUGAAUGCCUGAACUCAGGGGACAUUCAGAGUCCCCUUUAUCCCUCAAAAUCCUUCUGGAAUUGCACGAUCUGGGCAUCCCGCUCCUUCCCUUUCCCUCCUUCCUGUUUCCCCGUGGAAGUGAAGCUCAAGGAAGCAGUCAGAGCCUUCCAGGGCUCGGCUGGAGGAGCAGCAGCGGCUGUGGCGCGGUGAGGCAGCGCAGCUGCUGCUCUGGGACGUGCACUGACCCCGGGGCUGGCUGUCGCCACAGCCCCCCGAAUCUCCCCGCGUGUCUCUGCAGCCUCUGCCUCUCCUCUUCUGUGUCCCAGCAUCCCAAAAAACACCACUGCCUCCAACCAGCGCUGUAUUUCUGACACCCCAAAGACCUCAGGACUCUCUCGGCAGGGCUAAGUUCUGAAAUGCAUAAUUUUAAAUUUUUUUUAAAUUUUUUUUUUCUUACUAGUAGGACAGGCUUGUAGUCAGAAAUAAGAAUUCCUUGUUACCUGCAUGUUGUCCUGCCUGCCCGGCGGGUUGAGUAUAUGAAAAGAGAUUAUAUUUUAAAAUGCUAUUUCUAUUUUAAUACUCUCAACUAUUACAAAUAUAAGAAAACUUUAGUGCACAGUUUUUGAAGUACAUGGACAUUAUUGAGCUGAUUGCUGUAGGCUUCCUGGGGAGAGAAUGUGGGGCUUUCCUGCAGCUCCCAAAUGUCUCGUUUUUAAGGAAAAUUGAGAUUCCUGAACCAUCCUUGCUAGACAAAAGGAAACAACAGCAGCACCCUGCCAGUUUGGUUCUAUGCAGCAUCUCAAUAACCAAGUCACCAUUUCUCUACCUCAAUUUCUUUCUCAGUUUAUGUGGUGCAGGAGAGAAUAAUAAAACCAAAGGAGGGCAGAAAACCCUAGCUGACGGUUAUUACUUAUUUUAAUCUUAGACAGCAGUGGUUUCUCCAGAAGUCUCCACGUACAGCUUGUUCUGCAAGGUAAAAGCAAGAGACUUAAGUCUCUCAAACUAUCCUCGAGGGUGAUUCCUCGUGGUCUUUUAUACUGCCUGAGUGCUCCUUUCAUUGGCUGGUUUGAAAAAAAAAAAAAAAAAAAAGACAACAAAGAAAUUGGUGCAGAGCAACAAGAAACUGUCCUGAUCAAUAUUUUUGCGUCUCUGCGGCGGCAUCACGUUAAAAGAGGGAAGUUCCAGUUCCCAGCUCUUUAUUCAUUACAGGAGGUUGAUUUCCCAGCCCAGGCCAAAGGCAGGAGUCCUCAGAGCAGAGGCAUGAAGCAGAUUGUAUUUCCUGAACUUCCCACAAGAAAUGGGAUGCGAUGCCAAGAGAAAUGGCUCAGAAACAGCAGCGGUGGCUCUCCUGCAAAUCGUGACCCGGGCAGGAGGAAAACCCAUUUCUGGAGCCAAGUUCUGGGUCAGUUCUAGCAAUAAAUGUAACACCAGCAGGCAAGGGGCACAAUGUGGCCAAAGUCAUAAUUCCCAAGUGCCUGGGCAGAGAAUUAGGGGAGUACAAAGCCACGCUGGUGAAGUAUUUCACUUUCAGUAAAAUAUUCCCUUUAUUUCUCUUAAGUAAGAGUGAGGUUGAUGUGGUUUGGCUCUGAAGCCUAACUUGGUAAAUGCAUGAUGUAUAACCAGCUAAGAAAUGUUUGUAAUUUAUUUAAUUUAAUGUUGGUUUCGUUCCUUUUUUUUUUUUUUUUUUUAAUAUAAUAAAGAAUGUGUGAACAAUCAUUGUCAUCUUCUGCUGACUCAAGGGCAGGAUUUCCACGGCUGUUCCCAUCUGGUCUUUGGCAUCCUGGGAUCGUUUAUGCCAUAAAGCUGGGAUAAAUCUCCACAUUCAGUUCAGAACAGCUGUAGAG